Closterium sp. NIES-65 is the source of this 1413-nucleotide messenger RNA. NCBI's taxonomy places the organism in Eukaryota, Viridiplantae, Streptophyta, Zygnematophyceae, Desmidiales, Closteriaceae. The record is from the annotation of a GenBank genome assembly.
AUGGCUACCCCCAGUGUCCUUAUCUUUGAUACUGAGGGUCGUGCUGUUGACUUUGAGGUCUGGGUCGAUGACCUCCAACUGUUCUUACAGUGCGAUAGGGCGGACGGACUCUCACUGUUCGAUCUCACCUCUGGUGUCUCUCCUGCCCCGCCUGCCACUGGUGACAGCACUGUUCGCUCACAGUGGGCCACGCGCGAUGCUGCUGCACGCCUUGCUGUGCGUCGCCACUUACCGACCACUGAGCUCGCUGACCUCAUUACGCACCUUCGCACUAGUGACACUCGCUACCGCGCUGCGCUUCCCGCUGAGUUCUGCGCCAAGAACCCCCCCCCCAUGUACAUCGCCCUCUACUACAUAGUCACCCGGCUCCCUGACUCCCUUCGCUUAGUCAGGGACCACUUCCUCUCAGUUUUCCCCACCACACUCACCGUUGAACUCCUCAAGGAGCACCUCCUAGCAGCAGAGAAGAGCAUAGUCGCUGUAGGAGCCUCUCGUGGUGACCCUCGCACCCCCGUCUUUGAGGGGUGUUCUCCCUCCCCCCUCUUGCCCUCUGUUGCUUCUGCUACUGCGGCCGACCUCGUUGGUUUCGAGCCGGACGGCACUGCGUCUGCCCCUAGCGGGAAGCGCCGCACAGGCAAGGGCAAAGGGCGCAAGGGCGCUGGGGGGGACAGUGGGGGCGAUGGAGGUGGUGGUGGAGGCAGUGGAGGAGGUGGGGGUGGUGGUGGGAGUGGUGGCGGGGCCGGAGGUGUCGGUGGCAGCAGUGGAGGCGGAGGAGGCAGCGGCGAUGGCGGAGGGAGCGGAGGCGGCGGAGGCGGCGGAGGCGGCGGAGGUGGCGGUGGAGCUGGUCGCGGCUCUGCGCAGAGGAGUGGCUCCGAUGCUAUCUUUGAUCUUGACUUUGAUGCUAUUCUUGCUGCCAUGUAUGCUGUGUCUACUAGUGAUGAGGGUGACUGUUACCUGUGUGUUCCGCUUGACCCGGGCAUUGAAGCUGCUGCUCUAGGUGCGGGUGAGGCUGCUGCUCUAGGUGCUAGAGCGUCUGCUGCCCCAGGUGCUGGUGAGUCUGCUCUCUCAAGUACCACGUCGGCUCAGGCCUUGCACACCUUCACCCUUGACUCGGGUGCUUCCCGCCCCUUCUUUCGUGACCGCACCACGCUUACGCCGCUUAGUCGGCCGGUUGCGGUCUCCCUGGCGGACCCCUCUGGGGGUCCUGUCCUUGCUAGCUUCUUCACUGUCUUACCGUGUCCGGCAGCCCCCUCUGGCACCCUGACAGGUCUCUACCUCCCCUCGUUCUCUACGAACUUGCCGGGGUCGAGCCUCUACACACUGACCACUGAGUCUCCUCCUGUUGCUAAGUCUCGCCAGGUAGCUGUGUCGGGCCAGGUGUUUGCUGCAGCGUCCAAGUCUGGUCCUGAGUAG